This is a messenger RNA of Cyphellophora attinorum, 2031 nucleotides long. Its product is annotated as Heat shock 70 kDa protein. The transcript has a single exon. Gene Ontology annotation, biological process: protein refolding; cellular response to unfolded protein. Gene Ontology annotation, molecular function: misfolded protein binding; ATP hydrolysis activity; heat shock protein binding. Gene Ontology annotation, cellular component: cytoplasm; mitochondrion. NCBI's taxonomy places the organism in Eukaryota, Fungi, Ascomycota, Eurotiomycetes, Chaetothyriales, Cyphellophoraceae. The record is from RefSeq and is a predicted model, not a curated record. The coding region runs from base 1 to 2031 and encodes 676 amino acids.
AUGAUUGCCUCACGCCUCUCGCGAGCUAUGCCACGUGCAUCUCCUGUCUCUCGCCUCUCAUCCAUCAAAGCUCCCAGAUCAUCAUUUUUUGCCAGAUAUGCCUCGACGGACGCAUCUGAGGGUGGCGACAAGGUUAAAGGUCAGGUCAUUGGUAUUGAUCUGGGCACCACCAACUCCGCCGUUGCGAUAAUGGAAGGCAAGACUCCUCGCAUAAUAGAAAAUGCCGAAGGCACAAGAACCACACCCUCCGUCGUCGCUUUCGCACAGGACGGCGAACGUCUCGUCGGUGUUGCUGCGAAGCGUCAAGCUGUGGUCAACCCUGAAAACACCCUCUUUGCCACCAAGCGUCUCAUCGGCCGCAAGUACUCCGAUCCCGAAUGCCAGCGAGACAUCAAAGAGGUUCCAUACAAGAUCGUCCAGCACACCAACGGUGAUGCAUGGCUAGAGGCUCGCGGUGAAAAGUACUCGCCAUCCCAGAUCGGUGGCAUGGUCCUGCAGAAGAUGAAGGAGACUGCUGAGGCCUACCUCAACAAGCAAAUCAAGAACGGUGUCGUCACUGUCCCCGCGUAUUUCAACGACAUGCAGCGACAAGCUACCAAGGAUGCUGGUCAGAUCGCCGGCCUCAACGUCCUGCGUGUCGUUAACGAGCCUACUGCUGCUGCUCUUGCCUACGGUCUGGAGAAGGAACAAGAUCGCGUGAUCGCUGUCUACGAUCUUGGCGGUGGUACUUUCGAUAUCUCCAUUCUCGAGAUUCAAAAGGGCGUCUUCGAAGUCAAGUCGACCAACGGUGAUACUCACUUGGGAGGCGAAGAUUUCGAUAUCACCCUCGUCCGACACCUUGUACAACAAUUCAAGAAGGAUUCUGGCAUUGACCUGUCCAACGACCGUAUGGCCAUUCAGCGUAUUCGCGAAGCUGCCGAAAAGGCCAAGAUCGAAUUGUCGUCGUCGCUACAGACCGACAUCAACCUGCCUUUCAUCACCGCCGAUGCCUCAGGACCCAAGCACAUCAAUCUCAAGAUGACCCGAUCGCAGCUCGAGCAAAUGGUCGAUCCUCUCAUCAGCCGAACCAUCGAGCCUGUCCGCAAGGCCUUGAAGGAUGCCAACCUGCAAGCCAAAGACAUCCAAGAGGUUAUCCUUGUCGGUGGCAUGACUCGUAUGCCUAAGGUCACCGAGUCCGUCAAGAGCAUCUUCAACCGCGACCCUGCCAAGUCCGUCAACCCUGACGAGGCUGUUGCCAUCGGUGCUGCAAUCCAGGGUGCUGUCCUGGCUGGAGAAGUCACAGACGUGCUCCUUCUAGACGUCACACCCUUGUCCCUCGGUAUCGAGACCCUCGGCGGAGUGUUCACUCGCCUGAUCAACCGCAACACUACUAUUCCCACCAAGAAGUCGCAGGUCUUCUCUACUGCUGCUGAUUUCCAGACCGCCGUAGAAAUCAAGGUAUACCAGGGCGAGCGUGAGCUUGUUCGGGACAACAAGCUGCUCGGCAACUUCCAGCUGGUUGGUAUCCCACCAGCCCACCGCGGUGUGCCCCAGAUCGAGGUCACAUUCGACAUUGAUGCUGAUUCCAUUGUUCACGUCCACGCCAAGGACAAAUCCACCAACAAGGAUCAGUCAAUCACCAUCGCUAGCGGCUCCGGUCUCUCCGACCAGGAGAUCGAGAACAUGGUUUCGGAUGCCGAGAAGUAUGGCGCAUCAGACAAGGAGCGCAAGGCCGCUAUCGAGGCUGGGAACCGCGCCGAGAGCGUGCUGGCGGAUACAGAGAAGGCACUGAAGGAGUUCGAGGACAAGCUCGACAAGACCGAGGCGGAUGCCAUCAAGGAGAAGAUCACAGCUCUUCGCGAGGUCGUUGCCAAGAACCAGUCCGGCGAGGGCAAUCUGUCAGCCGAGGAGAUGAAGGCCAAGAUCGACGAGCUCCAGACCUCAGCUCUUACUCUCUUCGACAAGAUGCACAAGGCUCGCGCCGAGGAUGCCAACCAGCAACAAUCACAACAAACCCCUCCUGAGGGCGGCGAGGGCGAGAAGAAGCCUUGA